CACAACUUUUCAAUGCCACCAUGAAGAAGAGUAUGCAAAUAACUCCAAUUACUCCAUCGUUCUCCCAACUGUCCGCCAUACGAUUUUUCCCAUGAAGUAUCCAUUUAUGUCCCAAAUGAGACGCAAUGCACAGUGUUUUCCAAUACAGUGCAUACACUGUUAAAUUAACAAUGACUAACCACUUGUUAAUUACGAGUAAUUGCAGCACAAACUGAUAAAUCAUCGGCAAUAGAAUGAGUUCCAUUUCUGAAAACAAAUUCAAACCCUUGAUACGAUGAUUAAAGGACGAAAAGAUCAACCACUGUACUACACUCUUCUGUAAAAACGUAAUGUAUGGAUAACCUAAUAAAUUCCAAGUUCGUCCUUUUUUUGUAGAACAAAUCUAAGCCCCAAGUUCCACAAAGACAAGUCCAAGUCCAUGGAGUAACUGACCUGUCGAAUUGAUAAUUGAACAACAUUAUGCUCCUAUAUCCCUUCAUUUUUCUCACUAUAAAAUCAGCACCUUAUUCUCUAGUAGAAUCAAACUACUCAAGAUCUGCUUACAGUUUUGCAUCUAUCUCAAACAUGGGUUCCUCAAAAGUAUUGCAUAGUCCCAAGAACAGCCAUUUUACCAAUGUUUCCACAGCCUUAUUGCUCUUGGCUCCUCUUCUUGCCAGCCUACACACCACAGUUGCCCAAAUCGGAGUUUGUUACGGGAGGGUAGGCAGCAACCUGCCACAACCGGGCGAAGUCGUAGCACUCUUCAACCAGAACAACAUUCGAAGGAUGCGACUCUACGACCCGCACCAACCCGCACUGGACGCCCUGAGGGGGACGGACAUCGAGCUCAUGCUCGACGUCCCCAACGACCAGCUCCGGUCGGUCGCCUCCAGUCAGGGCGCCGCCGACGCGUGGGUCAGAGACAACGUCGUCGGGUACGCCGCCGCUGGCGUCCGGUUCAGGUACAUCACGGUCGGGAACGAGGUCGACCCGGCCGACGGCCGGUUCGCCCCGUUCCUGUUCGGGGCGAUACAGAACAUCCAGACCGCAUUGAACGAUGUCGGUCUGGGAGACCGGGUCAAAGCCUCGACCGCCUUCAAGUUCGAUGUCAUGGGCAACGCCUUCCCGCCGUCGGAUGGAUCAUUCAAUCAGCAGUACCGCAGCCUCCUCGAUUCGAUCCUCCCCUUCCUGAGGAACAACAACUCCCCGAUGAUGUUGAACCUGUACCCGUUCUUCAGCUACCGCGACAAUCCCGGUAAUAACCCGGGCCAGAUCCGGCUCGAUUACGCAACCUUCACCGGUCCGCCCGGUUUGGUCUCCGACCCACCUCUGAGCUACAGUAACUUAUUCGACGCGAUGCUUGACGCGACUUACUCUGCUCUAGAAAAGAAAGAGAUGGGAUCUCUGAACAUCGUGGUGUCGGAGACCGGAUGGUCGUCGGCCGGUGGUGGGGAUGCCACGACGGUGGAUAAUGCAAGGGCUUACAACUACAAUUUGGUUCAACAUGUUAAGGUUGGGACCCCGAAGAGGACUGGGCCGAUUGAGACGUACAUUUUUGCAAUGUUUGAUGAAGGGGACAAGGAACCGGAAUUGGAGAAACAUUUUGGGCUUUUUAGCCCGGAUAGGCAGCCCAAGUACCCGAUGAAUUUCAAUUGAACGGCGGGAAUGGUUUGAUUAUAGAGAGAGAUUAUGCAUAACAUAAAGCUUAAUUAUCUAUUAUGAAGUUGUGGGUAAAAUAAGAGAGCAUGAGCUUUGUUCCCUCCCUAAUAUCUACAAACUAUACAGGGAGCACAAUGUCUUUGUGUGUGUGGGGCAGAGGAUAAUGAAAUACUAUACUAUUUAUGUAUUGAUGUGGCAUAAAGAGAGUGUUUGGAA
Messenger RNA from Linum trigynum, 1854 nucleotides. Lineage: Eukaryota; Viridiplantae; Streptophyta; Magnoliopsida; Malpighiales; Linaceae. The record is from the annotation of a GenBank genome assembly.